This is a messenger RNA of Manihot esculenta (cassava), 3352 nucleotides long. RefSeq names its product two-component response regulator-like APRR1. The record is from RefSeq and is a predicted model, not a curated record. Gene Ontology annotation, molecular function: protein binding. The transcript has 6 exons. Lineage: Eukaryota; Viridiplantae; Streptophyta; Magnoliopsida; Malpighiales; Euphorbiaceae. The coding region runs from base 1229 to 2905 and encodes 558 amino acids. Gene Ontology annotation, biological process: cytokinin-activated signaling pathway; phosphorelay signal transduction system.
UGAUCACUAAGGCUAACAUGCGCUAUCCUCCUACCUACCUUGCACCUUCCGUUUCACUGGCAUCUUUGUUCUUAGAUUUCUCCGUUUCUCCUGGCGCACGUUAGCCUCGACGGUGUCUAUGCUUUUUUUUUUAAUCUACUAAUUAGCGAAAUUGAAAAUUUUAAAGCUGAUAGAGAAAGGGGAAGCACAAACAGAGAGAUGACUUAACAGAGUAGAAGCCCUCUGCUUUUUUGGUCUUCAACUGGCCGACUAAGAGGGAAGGAGACCGCGAGCGAGCGACAGAGGAAGAGAGAUCGCUUUGGCGUCAAGCUAAAGUGCGCCGGGUCUCCGGUGAUCUAAAUCUAGCCGUUGAUUCCACUCAUGGUCCUACUAAGAUCCUCGAUGAGGACCGUUUGAUUCUGAUAAAUAAGUCUCUCUCAGGUUGCUUGUGGUUUAUGGAUAGACCUAAUAUAGGCAUAUAAAAUUAAAAACUAUUUUUUCGCAGCUUUUUUCAUUUUCUCUUUUUCGUAAUUUUUGGUAUCUGUUGCUGUAUACCUUCUCCUUCUUUCGUCGCUUUGUCUGCAAGUUAGGUUGCUGUCUUAAGUAUGCAUAAAUGAAUUCUCUGUACGGACAUCUGCUGAACCGAGCCCUAACCGUAAUUUCUCUCCCAUUAAAGGUGGAGAGAUUUUCUAUGUAAAUUCUCUGGUAUCUGCCCUUGCUCUGGGCUUUUUUGUUUAUUUUGUGUGUGUGCGUGAGAGAGAGAGAGAGAGAGAGAGACCCGGUGAUCUAAAUCUAGCCGUUGAUUCCACUCAUGGUCCCACUAAGAUCCUCGAUGAGGACCGUUUGAUUCUGAUAAAUAAGUCUCUCUCAGGUUGCUUGUGGUUUAUGGAUAGACCUAAUAUGGGCAUAUAAAAUUAAAAACUAUUUUUUCGCAGCUUUUUUCAUUUUCUCAUUUUCGUAAUUUUUGGUAUCUGUUGCUGUAUACCUUCUCCUUCUUUCGUCGCUUUGUCUGCAAGUUAGGUUGCUGUCUUAAGUAUGCAUAAAUGAAUUCUCUGUACGGACAUCUGCUGAUCCGAGCCCUAACCGUAAUUUCUCUCCCAUUAAAGGUGGAGAGAUUUUCUAUGUAAAUUCUCUGGUAUCUGCCCUUGCUCUGGGCCUUUUUGUUUAUUUUGUGUGCGUGCGUGAGAGAGAGAGAGAGAGAGAGAGAGAGAGAGAGAGAGAGAGAGAGAGGGCCAGUUUUGGAUGAGCUAUGGAGGGGAAAGAGCAUAAUAUGAACAAGGAGAGUGGAGGAGGUGUUGGUAACAGCAAGAGUGGAGAUGGGCUUAUUGAUAGAAGCAAAGUAAGGAUUCUGCUAUGUGACAAUGACGCCAAGAGCUGUGAGGAAGUUUUAGCACUCCUUUUGAAGUGUUCUUAUCAAGUUACAUCAGUGAGAUCAGCUAGGCAGGUCAUUGAUGCUCUGAAUGCUGAGGGACCUGACGUUGAUAUUAUACUUGCUGAAGUUGAUCUUCCAAUGAACAAAGGCAUGAAGAUGUUGAAGUACAUUACACGGGAUAAAGAGUUACGGCGCAUUCCUGUGAUCAUGAUGUCGGCACAGGAUGAGGUCUCAAUUGUUGUGAAGUGCUUGAGGUUAGGAGCAGCAGACUAUCUUGUUAAGCCAUUACGCACUAAUGAGCUAUUGAACUUGUGGACACACAUGUGGAGAAGGAGGCGCAUGCUUGGUUUGGCAGAGAAGAACAUCUUGAAUUAUGACUUUGAUCUGGUAGCAUCAGAUCCUAGUGAUGCCAAUACAAAUAGUACUACUCUAUUCUCAGAUGAUACGGAUGACAAGUCUCGGAAGUGCACAAAUCCAGAAACAGGUGUAUCAACUCAUCAGGAAGAUGAGUCUGUUGCUGCUGCUGCCGCUGCUACUGAGCCUUCCCCUAGCAAUGCAAUGGAUUAUGGGCCUGAUGUUCCGGGAAUAAGUGACCGCAGAAGAGGACAAUUGUCAUCUGGGCCAAAGAAGAGUGAAUUGAAGAUUGGCGAGUCCUCUGCCUUCUUUACUUAUGUCAAGUCAAGCACUAUAAAAAGCAAUUUUCAAGGGUUUGCCAGCGUUGAGGAAAAUGCUGCUCAAAAUUUGAGGGUGGAAGAGAAAGUUCAGGCUUGUGAACAGCAAGUGGUUAUUGAUGCUCGAUUACAUGAAAAUGGAGAGGCAUGGGAGAGCUAUUCACAGGAUGACUUCCGUAGCAGUUCUAGCAUCCCUGAUUCUCUCUCGUUGGAGAGAUCAUGCACCCCACCCAUGUCGAGGGAAUUUCCCCAAAAGAAUUUCAAGUAUGAAAACCUCCAUCAGGUGUUUAUGCAUCCAAGAAAUGAGCUUCAACUUGAUGCUUCAGGUGCCACCCAAAGUGCUUAUCCAUAUUAUAUGUCAGGAGUUGUGAAUCGAGUUAUAAUGCCUUCAUCAGGUCAACUAUAUCAAAAGAAUACGCAUGAGCUGCAAAACGGUGCACCUUCAACUAUUUUGCCCCAGUACAAUCAUUUUCCACAAUGUGCCCCUCAUGCAACUGGGAUGGCAUCAUUUCCCUAUUACCCUGUUAAUAUAUGUUUACAACCUGGUCAAAUGCCUAAUACGCAUUCCUGGCCAUCAUUUGGAAGUUCAUCGUCCCCUGAUGUGAAGCUAAAUAAAUUAGAUAGAAGAGAAGCAGCAUUGUUGAAAUUUAGACAGAAAAGGAAAGAGCGUUGUUUUGAUAAGAAAAUCAGAUAUGUUAAUAGGAAGAAGCUUGCUGAGAGGAGGCCUCGUAUGCGGGGGCAGUUCGUGAGAAAGGUAAACGGCGUAAAUGUGGAUCUUAAUGGACAGCCUGCUUCUGCAGAUUAUGAUGAGGAUGAAGAAGAGGAUGAUGAUGAGCAAGCAUCAAAGGAUUCAUCUCCAGAGGAUGAUGCUUCAGGAUCCUAAUGUCAGUGUUGUCAAUUAAUGAUGUGUUUCGUUGAUGCACCUUGCAAUUAUGAAGCUUUUGUAUCAAAAUCCUUGCACGGGUGACGACUAUUCUAUCCAAGAUGUGUGUCAAAUCAUAUCAAGGGACUGAUGACUAAGUUGCAAAUGUCUGAGCUACCCCUUGAUAGCAUUGCUUUCCCUGGAUGGGGAAAUACUGCCAGCACAGCUUAUGUGGGUUCCACUGGUUUAAAUGAUGCACCAUAUGGAGCUUUUUGUCUAGGGAUCUCACCCCAAGAUUGUGCAAGCUGAAGGAUAAUCGUACCCAAAAUGUGGAAAGGACAUGUAGGUAUUGAAAUCUUAUCUUGAAGAAGAGGAUCAUGUAGGCAAAUUUGUUUUAAAAAAAUCAAUCCAAUUGAAGAUAUUAAGCAACUGUGCAAGUUUCUCUUCAGGGAAACUUCAGAAAUCUAA